AUGAAAUUCCUGAGACGACUUAGACAUAAACUAGCCUAUUGGUUUCUAGCGACAUUAUUUGCAUUAGCUAUAAUACAACUUCUACUGUAUGAUGAUUCAAGUAUAUUUAAUCGAUUAAUGUUAUUUAAUUAUUCAACAUCCAAGAAGAAUCAAAUAUUUAAAAAUCAAUUAAUAUUCCCCAAAAAUUUAGAAAUAGAAGAAGACAUCAAGACAUUUGUAAGCAGUAAUCCACAAUUCUUUAAUAAGAAAUUAUUAAAUUAUCCAAAAUUCAUUCAAGCUAGUGAAAUUAAUGAAACUUCUUCACAAAUUCAUUCAAAUUAUUCACCUUAUAAUUUCACAAUAUUUACUUCAGGAAAUAAUAUUCAUAUGGAUUUAAAUCAAUGUGAUUCCAAAUUAAAAUCAACCAGUAAUAUACAAAUAGAUCAAGCAAUCCCUUUGGAUGUUUCAUUACCAGAUAUAUUAACCAACUUACUCCAAGAAAUGGAAUCAGGAACUAGUCAAUAUUUAAAUGAAUUAGCUCCAUUCGUAUUACCCGAAUUAAGACUUCAAUUGAAAUUAAAUGUAGUUGAUCGAUUUUGGUAUAGAUUAGCCGGAAGUUCAGUUUGGUUAGAACAAUAUGGGGUUCAUUUCAUGAUUUCAAGAAUACUUUAUAGUCCCAAAGGUGCCAGAAAUCAACCAAUAAUUUCAUUAACUUAUGCACAAAUAUUUGAUAAAGAUUGGAAUGAAUUAAUAAAUACAAAAUUAUUAGUCCCCACCAAUAAUUUAAAAAAGGAUAAAUCAAAACUAAAAGAAUCGGAACAGCCUCAAAAAUUUAAAAUUUUGAAUUUUCCUUAUUUUUUACCGAUUCCUUUUUGGCAUGAUUAUGAUGAUACUUCAGGUAAAUAUUAUGGACCAGAAGAUCCAAGAUUAAUCCUCGUGAAAAAUAAACGAGGUUAUGAAGAACCAUUAGUGGUUUUCAAUGCCUAUCAUAGAAAACUUGUUGAUUUUGAUGAUGAUGAUGAUACUCGAAUAGUAAUGAAACCUGAUUUUUAUCGUUCAAUGUUUUUAUGUUGGCCAUGGCAAUUUCAAAGAGGGAAAGAAAAUGUAGAAGCAAUUAGAAAUCCUGAUUAUGAUACUCAUUUAUAUAAUCGAAUAGUUGAAUUACAAAUUAAAAACCUACCUCGAAUGAAAACUCAAAAAAAUUGGACUCCUUUCAUAAGUCAAGUAGAUCGGAUUCAUGAUGGGUAUGAUAAACGGAUUCAAUUUAUUUAUAGAUGGGCCAAUCUUGAUGUGCUUAAAUGUGAUUUAGAUGGGAAAAAUGCGGGUGUUUGUGGAUUAUCAUAUCGAUUGAAUGAAAACCUUGCCCCCAAGAAUGAGAUUGGCCCCUUGAGAGGUGGAACUCAAUUAAUCAAUAUAAAUCAAUUAUUACAAACUGCCAAUAUCCCAAUUAAAAAAUUCAUCGUACCUAAUCGAGAGAUUUGGGUGGGGUUCGCAAGAGCACAUCUUGAUGAUUGUGGAUGUGGGAAAGUCUUGUAUAGACCAAAUAUGGUUAUAAUUGUUAAAGAUAAAAUUAAAAUGGGUAAAUCGGGUGAAAGUUUAUUUGGAGCCAAAGACAACUCUAAGAUAAUAUAUCGUGAUUUAUACAAAGUAAGUCAUAUUUCAUCCUCACUUUCAUUCGAUAUCCCAAUCUUGGGAUGGGAUUUAUUAAACCCAAGUGAUUUAUGUGGACAUGUAAAUGUCCUAAUCCCGAAUGGUAUUUCAUCCUGGACAAUACAAUCACUUGAAAAAAAUAAAGACACCUGGAAAUCAGACGAUUAUCUAACAUUAUCAUUAUCAAUGAGUGACGCAACCGUUCACAAAAUAAACAUCAAAGGAUUAUUUCAAUCAAUAAUUGAUCUACCGGAUAAAUCCCUCUUCUUAGAACCAGACUACAAACCCCCUUCUCAACAACAAUCUCAAAUCUCGAAAGAAAUCAAGAAAAAACUUCAAAUCCCCGAAUCGGCCGCCAUUAAAGCAUUCCAACAACAGCAACAAGCACAACAAAAACAGGGUAGUGAGGAUGAUAAUGAAAUCUCCCUACCGGGGUUCAAUAAUGAUAAUGUCGUCUGCGCCCUUCAGAGUUCGGUUCAGUUUUGUGCCGCAUAUGGGAAAGAAGCGGCAUUGGCCAAGGAGCAAAAGAAGAAAACGUAUGGAAAUGUUGCGUUUGCCCAUGAUCAUGAUGAUUAUGAUGACUUGGGAGAGGGGGACCUGAAUGAGUUCGUGGGUGAUUUUGAGAGGGAGAGAUAUUUUCAAAUUUUGAAUUAUUUGGAAAAUGAUUUUGAUAUGAUGAAGUCGGAUGUUAGGAGGAAGAUGAAGUCGAUGAAAUGGUUUUGA
Molecule: messenger RNA, 2352 nt
Organism: Hemisphaericaspora subhashii
Lineage: Eukaryota; Fungi; Ascomycota; Pichiomycetes; Serinales; Debaryomycetaceae
Product: beta-mannosyltransferase
Exons: 1
Coding region: 1-2352 (783 amino acids)
Molecular function (GO): mannosyltransferase activity
Source: RefSeq, a predicted model, not a curated record